GGCUCAAUCUGUUCCACCAUCAAUCAAAAUGACAGCGGUGACAUUCAUAUACAGACCUUACAACUGUACACACUGUUUCGUGUAUGACAUAUUUUGUUUUGGUCUCAUUUGUGUUUUCAAUCGUUUUCGCUCCAUUUUCCUGAUUUUACGUUCAACAAAGGAUAUUUUGCCAUGAAUUCACUGCAAAAUUAUGGAAGUAGCAGCGAAACAGAGACUGACUCUGAUUCAGAAUCUAUUGAGAAAAAGUCGGAAUUGGCGUUGCACCUGAAGCCAGUAGAUCCGAGUGUUUCAAUUGCAAAAACGUUAGCUGUUGUUGCUGCUCCGGAUGUUAUUCCUGUGGGUGCCAGCGAUGUGGCGCGUGCUAUUGACCCGAGUACUAAAGAACUGGCCUAUAACCCCAAAUUCGAUGAAUUGUUUGCACCGGUUCAAGGUCCAGAAAAUCCUUUCUUAACGGAACAAAUGAGAGCCCCGAGAAACACACUUUCGGGAUACGUGGAGAAGGCGCAUAUCUCAGCGUUCAACUUUGAAAACCAACGAAGAACAUUUCACACCUACGGCUUUGCAUUAGAUCCGUCAGUAAACGGUGAAGUAGCUGAUGGUAGCAGCUAUGUGGGAGAUCUGCAAACCGCAUACGAUACAGAUGGUAAAACGGUUUUUGAAUCGCCCAAGCCGAAGAAGAAACGAAAACAGGAGAAAAAUGACGAUCCGGCUGACAUUGAAGGAUUUUUGGGUCCAUGGGGUAAAUACGAAAAUGAACAAACAGUUGCAAAGCCAUCUGAAGAAGAAAAAGCGGCCUUGGAAGAACUGUUAGCCAAACGACACCGACGCAGUCGCAUUCCAGAGGAUAAACCACUGGAAGAAAAAUCCAUUUUGCACAUCAAAGAUCCACUGGAUUACCAGGGACGCUCCUUUUUGCAUGCUCCACACGAUCUCGGCGUCAAUUUGAGAACAGACGCUCCGCCAGACCGAUGUUUUCUGCCAAAAUCGCACAUACAUUCGUGGACCGGUCAUACGAAAGGCAUUUCUGCUAUUCGCUUCAUUCCGAAGACUGCUCACCUACUCUUGUCAUCGAGUAUGGACUGUCGCAUAAAAUUGUGGGAGGUGUACAAUGAACGACGAUGCAUACGUACCUACUUCGGACACCGGCAAGCCGUUAAAGACAUUGGCUUCAAUAACAAGGGAACACAGUUUGUGUCAGCCGGAUAUGAUCGCUACAUAAAGUUAUGGGACACUGAAACCGGCGAUGUUGUACAUAGAUUUACCUCACGGAAAAUUCCGUUCUGCGUCAAAUUCCAUCCGGAUAACAACAAGCAACAUUUGUUUGUCGCCGGCACGUCAGACAAAAAGAUCAUUUGUUGGGACAUUCGCAGCGGUGACAUUGUUCAGGAAUAUGACCGUCAUCUGGGAGCUGUAAAUACAAUAACAUUCGUUGAUGAGAACCGUCGAUUCGUAACCACAUCCGACGACAAAAGUAUGCGAAUAUGGGAAUGGGACAUUCCCGUUGACGUGAAAUACAUUGCUGAUCCGACCAUGCAUUCGAUGCCGUCGGUUACAUUGGCCCCGAAUGGCAAAUGGUUGGCGUGUCAAAGUUUAGACAACAAAAUUGUCAUUUUCUCCGCUUUGAAUCGAUUCAAGAUGAAUCGCAAAAAGACAUUCACCGGUCAUAUGGUGUCUGGUUAUGCGUGCAGUUUAGACUUUUCGCCGGACAUGAGCUAUCUGGUAUCGGGUGACGGAGAUGGUAAAGCAUACAUUUGGGACUGGAAGACUACGAAGCUAUACAAGAAAUGGCAAGCACACGAAGGUGUUUGCAUAUCGACACUUUGGCAUCCGCACGAACCUAGUCGAUUGGUUACAGCUGGUUGGGAUGGUUUGAUAAAGUAUUGGGACUAAAUGGAAAUGUUCAAAUAAAGAAGUUUUUACGAACGAA
This is a messenger RNA of Bradysia coprophila, 1927 nucleotides long. RefSeq names its product pre-mRNA-processing factor 17. Gene Ontology annotation, cellular component: catalytic step 2 spliceosome. The record is from RefSeq and is a predicted model, not a curated record. Gene Ontology annotation, biological process: mRNA splicing, via spliceosome. Lineage: Eukaryota; Metazoa; Arthropoda; Insecta; Diptera; Sciaridae. Gene Ontology annotation, molecular function: protein binding; mRNA binding.